AGUUCAUUGUAAGCUACCGAGGCGGCCACACCGCUCCCGGCUGUCGUGGUGAAGGGUUGUGACCAAAAAACGUUGGGACUCGUGUACCAAAUUUAAUCUGUGGACUAAUGUGAAUGUUUUAAUGACAAUAUUAACAGUGUAUUGUGUUUGAAGAUUCAACGGCGACGUAUAAUCAGGGGACGGGAUGAUAAGCUGUGCCUCCCCCGCCGGCAUGCCGCCAGCUCCUCACUCUGCCCACCCCCAGGCCUGGGGUUCCUUGCUGCAAGCUCCCAAUGUGAAAUCGGAGCCGAUGGACGAAGGAAGUUUCUCGAAGGAACAAACCAGUGGUUUCUAUUCGGAAGGCUUCCACAGCGCGUCACCAUCGUCAUCAAGUAAGGACUCUAACGGUCAUUCACCCAGGAGCGUCGGCAGCGGCGGAGACCCCUCUCCCUUCUACGAAAACAUGUCGCUCAAAGCUAAAGCCAAUCUUGGAAUGCAUCUAGAUGCCUAUCGCGGUGGAGUGCCCUACAGUCUAUUGACACCCCCAGGGUUUGAGCAUCGCACCACCGAAGGACGUGAGCCAUCGCCUGGUUAUGAAACGUCUUAUUCCCCAAGAUCGUUAGCCCCCCCUGCUCAUGUAUCUACUCCGAUCACCAGAGCUGACGCUACGCCACCGAAGUCUCCUAGAACUCCAUCGUCACCAGAAAGAGAUCAUGAGAGACGAUUCGACCGCUUCCAUGACUCAGGAUUCGACGGAGUCUCGCAAGGCAAAAACGAUGGCGAUGACGGCAGAGAUGGAUCAGGACUUGAAGAUGAUUUUGAUGAUGAACCCGGCCUUAGAGUCCCCGCCGUAAAUUCGCACGGAAAAGUAAAGACCUUCAAAUGCAAACAAUGUGAAUUUGUUGCUGUAACAAAACUAAGUUUUUGGGAACACAGCAAAGAGCACAUUAAACCAGAAAAGAUGUUGUGUUGCCGCAAAUGCCCCUUUGUUACGGAAUACAAACACCACCUGGAGUACCACAUGAGGAAUCACUUGGGAUCAAAGCCUUUUCAAUGUACUCAGUGCUCUUAUUCAUGUGUCAAUAAAUCGAUGCUGAAUUCACACCUCAAAUCUCACUCGAAUGUGUACCAAUACCGAUGCGCAGAUUGCAACUACGCCACAAAAUACUGCCACUCUCUAAAGCUACAUCUUCGCAAGUACCAACACAACCCCGCUAUGGUCCUAAACAUAGACGGUACUCCAAAUCCCUUGCCCAUAAUCGAUGUUUACGGUACUCGACGAGGCCCUAAACAAAAGCCCCUAUCAAAAAUCUUCGAACAACAAGCCACCGUAAACAACAAUAAUAACAAUCAACCUCAAGCACCACCUACGCACCCUCUAUUCGGAAGUCACUUCCCUGUCAAUCUACCAUACUUUCCACCUCUAUUACCACAGUCGUUCCUGUUUCCUCCAAAUAAUAAUUACGAACAGAGGACUUCGCCUAAGCAGGCCGAAAUAGUAAUCGAAAAGCAGUCAACACCACCGCCAGGAUCUAUAUUGCACCAGAGGUUAUCGUCAUAUGGAGAAAGGCCUGCAGAAGUGGGUCCUAGAAGCUCUCCUGCUAAAUCACCUGUGAGUUUACCUCACACGCCAGGGCGUUCGACUCCAGUUCAGUCAAAUGAUGCUCUGGAUCUCACAAAUACGAAAACAAGCGAAGCGGGCUCCCCUCCGCCGAGCACGGAGCGAUCUGUUCCCGUGACCCCGACGACUGCCCUCAAAAACCGGAGAAAAGGUCCCGCAUUCAAACUUCAGCCAGCCGCGCUUCGCUUGCAACAUGAAGACGAGAAAGCGCGUGAAGUUGACGCAUCGGAAUCUGAAUCGGAUGAAGAAGUUCCCACGAACACCGCGACAAACACAUACUCGUGUCAAUACUGUGACAUCACUUUCGGUGACCUCACUAUGCACACAAUUCACAUGGGUUUCCAUGGCUACAAUGAUCCGUUCAUGUGCAACAAGUGCGGCGAGCGCAGCGCCGACCGAGUUGCCUUCUUCAUUCAUCUCGGCCGAGCCCAGCAUGCUUAGCUCUUCUAACAAGCUAUUUUAGAACCCUAGUCAGCUCGCUUAUCUAGUUCAUUUAUAUAAAUUGGCCCUUUUAAUUUAUUGUGGUGUUUAUUCUCUCGAAUUUGGAUUUGAUAAUUAGGCCAAAGAUUAUAUUAUGGUGUAAGUAGUAUUGAUAUUAUAACUAAGUAUUUGUUACUUUUAAAAGUGUGUGAAUUUAAUAAGUAUAGAAAUUUAUUUCACUUUUAAAUAAAACAAAUACAGGUAAAUUAGGUAUAUGGUGUUAAAUUGCUAUUGUAAAUACGUAAACAAUGUAGUGUAGCGUGUAGUCGUUAGUUAUCGAUAAAAUUAAAUGCCCUGUGUUAUAGUUGAAAAUAAUAUAAUUAGUUACGAGUGACCAAUGUGUAAAACAAGACUGUUUCUUCAUUAAGUACAAAACAGAAGUUCGCAAAUAAUGUUACAUUUGGUUGUUUAUUAGUUAAUACAUAAUAACAUUUAGAUUUGUAUCGGCAAAAUUAAUUUUGUGAUUGCAUAAUUAUUAUUUGUAAAUUAUAUUGUGCGGUGGAGUUACCUAUUAGUAUUAGUACAUAUGUAAAAAUAAUGUAAUAUAAUGUGUAAGGUCAGAGUGUAUUUAUAUCGAUUUAAAAGAUUUAUUUAAUUUAUUUAUAACCUUAUGGUGUAGUGUGUACGAUUUGUAUUAUCAUAAACAGAGUAAAAAAUCAGUGUGAACGAAGCUUUUGUAGACUUUUUUGCGUUAUUCUUAAAUGCAGACUGAAAUUCUGUAAUAAAAAAUUGUUAGCUCAAUCAUUUUUCAGAGAAUUUGGAAUAGCUCUUAAAAGUAGAGACAUAUAAGUUCCACAAAAAUGUCACGUUAUUAAUUUAAUGAACCCUAUAAUUUAUUGUAUGUUCUACUAUAUGUAUACCCUCAUAGUUUCAAAUUUUUGUUUGUGUGCUGGAAACAUUGUAAUAAAAAUGAAGUUUUACCCCUA
Messenger RNA from Plodia interpunctella (Indianmeal moth), 3006 nucleotides. It is a transcript of the gene hb, whose product is annotated as hunchback. Gene Ontology annotation, biological process: regulation of transcription by RNA polymerase II. Lineage: Eukaryota; Metazoa; Arthropoda; Insecta; Lepidoptera; Pyralidae. The transcript has 3 exons. The record is from RefSeq and is a predicted model, not a curated record. Bases 185 to 2041 code for a protein of 618 amino acids. Gene Ontology annotation, molecular function: DNA-binding transcription factor activity, RNA polymerase II-specific; RNA polymerase II transcription regulatory region sequence-specific DNA binding.